Messenger RNA from Fusarium tjaetaba, 936 nucleotides. Its product is annotated as diaminohydroxyphosphoribosylamino-pyrimidine deaminase. The transcript is spliced from 3 exons. The record is from RefSeq and is a predicted model, not a curated record. Lineage: Eukaryota; Fungi; Ascomycota; Sordariomycetes; Hypocreales; Nectriaceae. The coding region runs from base 1 to 936 and encodes 311 amino acids.
AUGGAUUUUAUAGAUAGUCUCUUGGCGAAUCUUGAGCCAGAAGUCGAAGACGCAGAAGAAGAAACUUUUAUGCUAUAUUCACAGCCUAUCCCUUCCAUGAAUCUUGGCUUCGUCGACUCCCGUGCUACUUCCGUCGAUGUUUCUGUUGCUGACCGGGACUACACUAUUCAUCAAUCUCCUACUGUUCUGUCAUCGUCACGCGCAGGUGGAACAACAGGAGCUGUGUUAUGGAAGAUAGCCCCCAGCUUCGCCUCGUGGCUCUCUUCCUCGUCAAAUCCCAUUCUCACCAGUACCAUCCAUUCAAAUGCCUCCAUACUUGAACUCGGCUGUGGCAUUUCCCCCCUGAGUGCCCUAGCCCUUGGUCCACGCGUGGCACGCUAUGUCCUCACCGACCAGUCCUACGUGCAGCGUCUCGUUCAGCGCAAUCUUGACGAGAACCUGUCUUCUGCGUUAAGCUCGGGGUCUUCUACACCGACGAGUGGCCGAGGCAGGAAGAAACGAAUUGGGCGUGGGCAUGGGCAUGGUGGUGCAGCACAGCCGAACAUUCGCUUCACAACACUUGAUUGGGAGACGGACGAGGUAACUCCGUCUCUUACCGGUUCUGAUGAAGCUCAUAGCUUUGACGCCGUUGUCGCCUGUGACUGUGUUUAUAACUAUGCUUUGGUAGACCCCUUCGUUCAGGCGUGUGCGGACGCAUGCCGUUUAAGACUCUCUGACGAGGCCUUUGCUAAUGGUGAAGAAAAGCGGCCGUGUGUCUGUGUCAUUGGGCAACAACUACGAAGUGACGAAGUAUUCGAGUCUUGGUUAAAGGCGUUUUCAACUUCAUUCCAUGUCUGGAGAGUUUCUGAUAGUGUACUGCCCGCAGAACUGCAAUCUUCAGCCGGUUUCGUGGUGCACAUAGGUAUCCUUCGCGAUGAGAUCACAAAGAGGGACUGA